AUGGAUGAAAUACUGAAUUGCGUGAGUAUUGUUUCACUGCAGAUAGUUAAAGCUCUGCUGCAAACAGAGUGCAAAUGUCACGGCGUGUCCGGUUCUUGGACCGUGAUUACCUGCUGGCGAACCUUGCCCAGUUUUCGUCAGAUCGGCGAUGCACUUAUGAAAAAGUAUUACAGUGCCAGGCCCGUGAUAGCGAUUACCCAACCACCACCCCCUACGAUGCAGGUAAUUUCUGUAAAAGUGGAUACGUUGCAUUCAACGUUGACUGAAAUAGUGCCGAUCUUGGGGAACGACGCGAAAACUCAGGGGAAACCAAACGACGUUGGAAAGACUCGACACGACCAAAAACCCGCAAAGAAAACGACGAAACCAAGGAGGCUACAUUUGGUAUUGAAGAGGACAAAGUUGUGCGGGGGUUCGAGUGUGAGACAAAAGUUUCCAAAGAGAAGCGACCAUAUAUUUUUACAACCCUCGCCUGAUUACUGUGAACCAGAUUUAGCGCAAGGUAGUCUAGGAAUCCAAGGCAGAUAUUGCGAUCAUACUAGCAAAGGUACGGACGGAUGCGAUCUAAUGUGCUGUGGUCACGGCUACAAUACACAUCAAUUCACGAGAACGUGGCAAUGCAAAUGCAAAUUUCUCUGGUGCUGCCGCGUGCAUUGUGAAACGUGAACAGAGCGUACCGAAGAGUACAAAUGCAAAUAAACGUAUUUCGAACGUAUUGGCGAUUUUAACCAUGUAAAUAUAUGUAAUAGACGUAACAAAUGGCGACGAGAGUUUCUCUACAUCAAUAAUAUCCGGGAACUUUGUUGCAUUUCGUCAGAAAUUAUUCAACAUCGACCUCAACAUGCUGUUCCUGUAAAAUUAACGAGCAUAAUAACGAUAAUCGACAAAGCGUUCCUUUUUCUGCUUAAUUUAAUCGACUUGUAUGCUUAAGACGACGAUAGAUACGCGAUCAAAUUCAAUUUUUCUAAAGCUCUCGUUAUUUAAUGUGAUAGUCGACAGUAUGUAAUUGUAGAGACGAUAUUCAGUCUGUAUAUUCAUGAUAAUUAGCGAUAAAAUGCGAAAGCUGAAUGGCGAACUGUCGUACGUUUAAUAAGGGAUAGCUUUGUGAAAUUCUAAGAGCUUGAGUUACCCGUUUUGGAACGAUAUAAAACGUUAUAAAGGAAACUGAAUGAGCCGAUUUGAUAAUAUUAAUUAUACGAGAAUAAUU
This is a messenger RNA of Bombus pascuorum, 1207 nucleotides long. RefSeq names its product protein Wnt-7c-like. Gene Ontology annotation, cellular component: extracellular region. Gene Ontology annotation, biological process: canonical Wnt signaling pathway; cell fate commitment; neuron differentiation. The record is from RefSeq and is a predicted model, not a curated record. NCBI's taxonomy places the organism in Eukaryota, Metazoa, Arthropoda, Insecta, Hymenoptera, Apidae. Gene Ontology annotation, molecular function: frizzled binding; cytokine activity.